UUUUUUAAAACGAUUGUAUUAUUGAAAAUUUCACUUUUGAUACAAUUUGUGCUAAAAAAAAAAAAAAUUCAAAGGAGACAAUCAUAUUUAGACGGAGAGGACAGAGUAUCAACUAUGUUAGAUUUAUACGCUAGCUUUUGUAAAAGUAUAUUGUAUUCAUAAUGUAACACGGUUGAUACGCGAGAUAUCUCAUUUAAGCACAUAUAGUUUUUAAUUUAAUUUUUUCCCAACCAACCAAUCCUCGCGACUUCAGGAGGAAGAGUCUAAUCAUAGACAUUCAUAGUUAUUAAGUUGUAAAAGGUUCCAAAGGAAAAAAAAAGAAGGUUUCUAACCAUUUUACGUUAUGAAAUGUAUGCACAUAGACUUUGCUAUAAAUGCGAUAAAUGUGUGGGAGCCUUUUAAUAGUGAAUUAUUACCUCGUAUUUUUCUUCUACAAUUUCUCAAGCUCACCCUCUACCCUUUGUUAUUUUUUUUUAUUUUCUUCUCCUUUUUUUUCUUCUUAUGUUUCUUUCGUGAAACUCAAGGGAAAAAAACGAUUUUUUUUUUCUUCCUUCUUCGGUCCCAGGAUUCAAGUAAGUUCUUCACCUUUUUCGUGAUUCAUAUUCUUAUUGAACACUUGAAUUAGUUUUGAUUUUACGUUUAAGUAUUACUUUUCCAUGCGAAUUCAUUUACGUUAUAUGUGCAAACAUUUAAUGAAUGUAAUUAAAGAAAACAUUGAAGCUAAGAAGGCGAAUGCAUUAAAAACUUUGCUUCUGCAAAGAGGAUUUUAAAAUUAUAAGGUGAUGUUGCAUUUAAAUCAAAGCCAAAGGAACCAUCCUAGAAUCCUGUCUUUUUUUUUUUUUUUGCUCAAACAUUAACAUGCAUUACAUCAACAAUGAACAUAACUUAAUUAGGUGUUCAAUCUACACAAAUAAGGAGGAAAAAAAACAAGAAAAAGAAAAAGAAGAGAAAACAAAGAAAUUCUGUGUGAAACAACAUUGUGAAAUCUUGAGCAUACCUAAUUCCUCUGCAUGGGCUGUUCUGUUAAUGUGAUAGGAAGAAGAAAAUGAUCAGGCAAUUGCUUCUGUACUUCUUAUUGAUCCAAAUAACCCUUGUAGCUGCAAGGGGAAAGGGCCGAGGAGGAGGAGGAGGAGGUGGCGGAGGAGGAGGAAUUCCACCUCCCACCAAAAAAUGGCUGACUUUAAGUGGUGCUGAGCCAAAGGUAGUAGCCAGGGGAGGAUUCUCUGGAGUUGUGCCGGAGUCCAGUGAGGUUGCUUAUAAUUUGGCGGUGCAAACCGCCUCGGAUUCUACUAUUUUGCUGUGUGAUCUCCAAUUCACCAAGGAUCUUCAAGCGUUUUGCCUGUCUAGUGUGAACCUUGAAAAUGCAACCACCAUUACCCAAAGUUUCCCAGACGUAAAACCGAAGACCUACAAUUUGAAUGGAAAAGAUGUAACAGGAUACUUUGGGGUGGAUUUUACAUUGGACGACCUCCAGAAGAAUGUAGCAUUGGUGCAAAGUAUUUUCUCUAGAUCACCAAGUUUCGAUGGCGCAUUUCUUUUGUAUGCGCCAUAUGAACUCACCACUGUGAAGGGUUCUCUGAGUCUGUGGCUAAAUGUUGAGUAUCCUAGCUUCUAUGAUGGAUUGAAAAUCAGCCCAUCUUCGUAUGUUCUAGACACACUCCCAGACUUGGCUCCUUCAGCCAUUUCAUCACCUGAGGUUGCAUUCUUGAAGGCCGUAUCAACAACGGUGGACAAAGCCCUGACUAAGAUCUAUCUCAAGGUCACAAACUUGACAGAUAUUGAACCGACCACUAAACAAACUUACGCCGCGCUUUUGAAGGAUGUCAAGACAAUCAAGACAUAUGCAUCAGGAGUUGUUCUCCCAAAAGAUAGCAUAUGGCCUGUUAAUGCGGCAAGGAUUUUGCAGCCGGCUACCAGUUUGGUAACCGAUCUCCACAAAGAAGGUCUUGAAGUGUUUGCUUCUGGCUUCGCAAAUGAUAACUUCUUGAGCUACAAUUAUAGCUAUGAUCCCACCAGGGAAUAUUUGCAGUUUGUAGACAAUUCUCAGUUUUCAGUUGAUGGGGUCAUAACAGAUUUCCCUGCCACUGGAGCAGAGGCGAUUGUGUGCUUAGCUCAGAACCAAAAUGCUUCCAGAGUAACCAAAACUUUGAUCAUAACCCAUGAUGGUGCUAGUGGAGAUUAUCCUGGAUCCACUGAUCUAGCCUACCAGAAGGCAAUCGAUGAUGGUGCUGAUAUAAUUGACUGUUCUGUUCAAAUGUCAAAAGAUGGAACUGCCUUCUGCUUGCCUUCAGUUGAUCUCACAGGAACCACCACUGCGACCUCCCUUUUCUUGGACCGAUCCACUAAAAUUCCUGAAGUCCAAGAAAAGAAUGGAAUCUUCUCCUUCGAUCUCACAUGGAGCGAAAUUCAAUCGCUAAAGCCCCAAGUUAUGAGUGUUUUUGAUGGUGGUCUUGUUCGAAAUCCUGAAAACAAGAAUGCUGGGAAGUUUGUCACCCUUGCUGAGUUCUUGGAUCUUGCUAAGACUAAGGCAGUUCCUGGAGUUCUAAUAAAUAUUCAGAAUGCUGCUUACCUAGCAUCAAACAAAGGUUUGGACAUAGUUGUUGCUGUCACCACUGCCUUGAGCAAUGCCACUUUUGAUAAGCAGGCGACUCAGAAAGUAUUGAUUCAGUCUGAUGACAGUUCAGUGCUACUGAAGUUCCAGGAUGUGAAGAGCUAUCAGAAGGUACUCACGAUCGAUGACGAUAUAAGUGGUGCAACAAAGCAAACAGCAGAUGAGGUAAAAAAAUAUGCUGAUGCAAUCCGAGUGUUCAGAAAUUCCAUUGUUCUGGACUAUCCGAGCCCUGUGUUCAUGUCAUUGGGUUUCAGCAACCUUGUUGAUGUUAUGCAUGCUGACAAUAUCUCGGUAUACGUUGGUGUUCUCAGAAAUGAGUACCAAAACUUCUUGUUCGAUUACUACGCUGAUCCCUAUGUUGAACUUGCAACAUUGACUCAGAAAGGAGUUGAUGGUGUAACAACUGAUUAUCCUGCCACAGCAAGUGCAUACAUGAAGUCCCCCUGUUCCAACCCGAAUGCCAAGGGAUUCUCAAUAUUGCCGAUCACUCCAGGCGACAUGUUUACCCAACUGGUUACAGCAAAACCUCCAGAAGCUGCACCACCUGUACCUCUCCUUGACACUGCAGAUAUCGUCGAUCCGCCACUACCACCAGUCACCAAGAUUACAGAUACUGCAACUCCUGGAUCCCCUUCAUCGGGCUCCAACAGCAGCAAUAGCUCCCUUCCUGCUGAAGCACCAAAAUCUUCGAGCUCAACCAUUGCUAGCAACACAAUCUUUACCAUCUCAGUAAUGGCAGUAGUACUUGCUCUUCUAGGUAGCAGUAUCAAAUAUUAGACCUGAAGCUAAACGCAUUUUGUACAAUGCCAUUCGUUUCCUCUAUGUAAUAUUAUACAUACAUUUGAGUACUACUAAAAAGAUCUGAUUUACAUGUAGAAACAACUUCACUCGCACCUUUAACUGCAAAACAAUUCUGCGGAUGUAUGUAUCAGUUUUCAAAGUUAUACAUUAUCUGAGUAGAGUUGUAAAGGUUGGUUCAUCCACUAUAAUUCCAAAACAUAUUCAAGC
Molecule: messenger RNA, 3619 nt
Organism: Oldenlandia corymbosa var. corymbosa
Lineage: Eukaryota; Viridiplantae; Streptophyta; Magnoliopsida; Gentianales; Rubiaceae
Source: the annotation of a GenBank genome assembly